CCGCGCCUGCGUCCCUCUCCCUCGCCAUCGCCGCUGCUUCCCGCAUCCCCGCAUUUUCUCCGACCAGGACGGCAGGACCUCCGAUGGGGUCUCCGAUAGACGGACAAGCUGAGGACAUGGAUGCUCAGUUUGAAACAGUUGAAGCACGAUUGCAAUCUUUCCUUAGUCAAUUCCAGUCAGAACUAGGCGUACUUGAUAGAAUCGUCCACAAAAAUAAAAACCAGCAUCGCAGAAGCUCAUAUUUCCAGUACUUGUUGAAGGUGAGAAGAGAUUGUAAGCUUCUUCAAUCAACUAACUUGGAGGAAAUUGUUAACUCCUCCUUUCUUGUCAUCAAUGGGAAUCGACCUAAGCAAAAAGUUCAGCUCUUGGAAAGUUUAAAGAGAAGAAAAUGUGAUGGUGUCAAACAUAAUUUUAUGGUUCGACUUCAGGGUGCUGCACGUUUACUUUCACAGAUGGUUGAGCCAAUGGUGAAGGCAGCUAUAGAGAUAUCUUCUUUGCUUGCUCGAUCCUUUUUUAUGGGAUUCUCCAUGACUGUGUUGGCUAUACUUGCACGCCUUCGAGUUUUAACUCAACAAAUAUUACUCGAUGUUGUUUUAGUCUUCAACAUGGGUUAG
Molecule: messenger RNA, 614 nt
Organism: Lactuca virosa
Lineage: Eukaryota; Viridiplantae; Streptophyta; Magnoliopsida; Asterales; Asteraceae
Source: the annotation of a GenBank genome assembly